CAAGUUGGCCCGGGAGUCACGUUGUUCUUCAGUCAACCCAAUACCAGUACAAGUCAUUCAAACUUCAUUCACUUAAUACACACAAUUCUCUGUUCACGUACAUACAUUACAUAACUGGUACACGUUAGAGCGAUGUCUGGUUUCACAAUGCAGCUGGUAAUACGACGUCUCACGAUGGCGUUUGCUUUGUGUGGUGGAGUGUGUGCCGACCUGCAGCUCAUGAAUAGGUCGUCGCACGAUUACGUCGUGCAGCCACGCGCGGGCUGCCGAACCGCAGUCGCAGGCGACCACUGCUACGACAAAGUGUCGUGGGCGAUGCUGACGGGCGUCCAGAAAUACCCGGAUUGGUUUUCCCCCCUGACCAGCAGCUCCAGUUUCGAGGAUUUCCAGCGGCACCUGCACGCCAUGCCUAAGUUCUCCAACGCGUGCCCUGAGCCUUGUGCAGCGCGGGCGGUGGAGACUCCAGCAGUGCAAGCACAGUUGCCAGCAUCGGCCAGCUGCCACGCCCCGGUCGAGGGCGACGAGUGUCACAAGAGAGUGGUGUGGGCGAUGGAGAAGGGCGCCGUAAAGUAUCCUGCCCAAUUUGCCCCCCUGACCAGCCGAUCCAGUUUCGAGGAUUUCCAGCGGCACCUGCACGCCAUGCCUAAGUUCUCCAACGUGUGCCCUGAGCCUUGUGCAGCGCGGGCGGUGGAGAUUGUAGUACCAGCACCGUUGCCUCAAGUGUGUCACACGUCGGUCGACGGCGAAGCAUGUUACAGGAAAGUCAUGUGGGCCAUGGAGUCGGGCGUCGCAAAGUAUCCAGAUUGGUUUUUCCCCCUGACCAACACUUCUAAGUUUGAGGAUGUUCAGCGGCAUUUGCACGGCAUACCUAAGUUCUCUAUCGUAUGUCCUGAGCCGUGUGCAGCGCGGGCAGUGGAGGUCCGAGAGCCAAUACAGGUGCCAGCGCGGGAUUCAGCAAAGCCAACAGAGCGUGCCGUGAGGACACGAAUGGAGGGAUCUAAUCAAACAGGUGACCCAUGGAUCGUGAACGGUUACGAUCAAACGGGCAGCAAUUGCGAGUGUGGAAACAUAAUACAAUCGCUCCCCACAGGCUACGAGACUCCGUUACUAUGCGCGUCCGCGUGCAACAUGUACCCUCGUUGCAUGUCGAUUGGUGUUCACGAAGAUACCAUCUGGCCUGGCCAUUGUGAUCUUUUCGACGCGCCUUGCAACGACACGGACGGUCACGACGAAGCUGGCACCACUUGCGCCAAGCCCGUCCAUGAACAAGGCAUCAGCCUUAACUUCAACAGGGUGCAGACCGAUUCACCCACGCCUUCACCAACACCUGCACCAGAUGCGUGCGAAAUCGCGAAUGGAACUGGGCCGAGUGCUUCCUACCCAUGUGCAUGUGGACCUGUUGUUUGUGGAACGAGCGAAAUUUGUUCCAACGCGACAUGCUCCCCACCAUCGUAUCUCCACGUGGACUGGCCAUGCUCGUGGCCAUCGAUCGGCGACCCGAACUUCAUCAUCUCAGGAACCAGUGCGGGGGGGGCGCCGAUCUAUGUCAAUUUCCACGGCUCCUACAUCUAUUUUGACGAAUCGUGUGACGGAGAAGUUCGUGGGGGAGACAGCCGAGUACCCAGAUGGAUCAUCGACGACAGCGCGCCGAGUGUAUCAGCUGUCAUGGACCUGGACUCGGACAGGUCUUGCUCUUAUUAUGGGCACUACGAAUCUGACGACUCCCAUGGUCUCCCCUUGGGGAGCUCAACUUGGGUGACAUUCUGCGAGGGCGUUCUGCAGGCUGUUACUGCAGAGAUCACGUACCUGCACGAGGAGCCGAAUGUGACGGCGACCCCAGCCCCGACGCUGCCUCCCGGGACCGCGUGUCCUUGCGAUCAGAAGUGCGCUGGCUUCCCUUAUGUGGACACCGAUGGCGAUGGCUGCCUCAGCGAACCGGAGUGCAAAUAUUUACCGCCGGUCAUCGGGAACUUCGGCGAGCUCGACCUCGACGGGGAUGGUUGCGUGACCUUGAACGAGUGUGUAGAAUCCCCCUUGGGUGAGUUCUUGCCCAUGUUCCCUAUUUCUGCCCCGAACCACUGCGACUUCGGCCAUUAUUUUACUCCAGGCACGAGCCUGUGCGUCGUAUGCACCAAUGGGGAAACACGGCGUCGUCGUUCCGAGGCGUGCACCAAAUGCCCUCCCGGCAGGGACGACUUCGGUGAUUUCGACACGUGUAUCGGAGGGGCGUAUCUUAAGGAGCCUCUGUACCCAGGGAACUGCACGGCUUGUGUCAACUCAGACACCGAUGAGAACGGGCAAACGUUGACGAGAGGCGACUCAGUAGUAAUAUCGACGCGAAACCCCGAUCCAGGCCACUACGAGAUAGUGACCAUCAUUGGCAAAAUUACCGUAGAUAACCAGACGUGCUUCCAUGUUGAGCCUUGUGUCAACGACUCGUACGACCCGUACGAUUCGUUGAUCUCUGACUGUACUGAACACGACGGACGUAGCACUUCCUCGACCUACCCAUGUGGAUGUGGCGUUGACGAGUGCGCCGAGGGGGAAGUGUGCGACCUCGAUGGCAACGCAGGACGAGGAAUCUGCAUUCCACCCUCGUGGACUGUUCCCACCCCGGCUCCGACGGUGUCGGCCAGGGGUGAUCCGCACCUCGUCAAUUUGCAUGGAGAGCAUUUCGACGUGAACCACGGGGGCGAUUUCACUCUGCUGCGGAUCCCCCAGGCCCAAAGCGAACCUCCGAUGGUGAAGCUGAAGGCCUCCGUCCGCCCCGAGCACGGCAGGCCGUGCACCACGUACAUCACAGAGGUGGAGGUCUCGGGCAGCCUGCUCGGCGGCAGGACCCUGCAGGUGCGAUCCUACCUCAGGGCGCACGCCGAGAACGAGACCGACAAGUUCCUGGGCGUUCGGGUGCACGGCGUCGCUGGCAGCGACGGCCAAGCCGCCCUGCGCGACUACCUCUUCGGAGCCUGGCUGCACAAGUCGGCCGAGGAGGCGGCCCGGACGCUCCGCUUCGAGGAGUACUUCGUGACCAACCAGAAGGACAAGGAGGUGAACUUGCAGGUCCUGGCUGGCCUGGACGAGCGUGUGAAGGGCAUCCUGGAGCAGAACCCCAGCCUGGCGGCCGCCUUCUCCAGCAAGGGCGGCCGCGACACCCCGCCCGCGCCGGCCCCCAGCCUGGCGGCCGCCUUCUCCAGCAAGGAGGCCGCGCCCGGGCUCCUGGAGGCGCUGCGGGGCGACGCCGAAUCGGGUGUGCGCCGGGAGGCGGCGGCGGCGCUCGGGAAGCUCGGCGCCGCGGAGGCCGCGCCCGGGCUCCUGGAGGCGCUGCGGGGCGACGCCGAAUCGGGUGUGCGCCGGGAGGCGGCGGCGGCGCUCGGGAAGCUUGGCGCCGCGGAGGCCGCGCCCGGGCUCCUGGAGGCGCUGCGGGGCGACGCCGAUUCGGUCGUGCGCUGGGAGGCGGCGGCGGCGCUCGUGAAGCUCGACGCCGCGGAGGCCGCGCCCGGGCUCCUGAGGAUGCUGGAGGAGGACGUUGAUCCGGAGUUUCGCCGAACGGCGGCCAAGGUGCUCGACAGGUUCGACCCCAAGGACCUCGCCUUGCAGCUUGUGCGCACGGUCAGGAACAGGGACAUGAGCAUCCCUUGGCGCGAGAUCGCGGCUUCGGAGCUGGCCAGGCUGGUCACCAAAGAUGCCGCUGUGGCGCUGGCGCUGGCCGACGAGCACGCCGACGCGUUGCACGACGCGGCGCAGGAGGAGGAGGUUGGCAAAGUCUUCCGCGACAGCUGCGCCAAGGCUGUGGGUAAGAUCGACGCGGCGCACGCGCAGGCGGCCGACGACGCAGCCAGGCACGGCACAGCUACGCAGCACAGGGCUUCCACUUCUGGUUCAUGAGCCGCGAGGAGUUCCUGGCACUGCCUGAGGACAGGCCAAUGCCCCGCCACCAGACCCUGAGGGAUCAGGGCAAGUUGGUGCGCAUCUUCAUGACCGACGCAGACGUCCUGUCUGGAGCGGCGAGGACAAAGGCUGCAGUCAGCCAUCGCUGGAUCAGGCAUUGGCACAUUGACCCGGACUGCACCAAGCUGAAGAAACUGAAAACGAUUCUGCGCGAGAGCCCGGACAUCACCCACGUCUGGAUCGACUGGGCGUGCAUUCCGCAGAAAUGGAAGGACGACGCCACGGAAGGGCGCAAAACAUUCGUGGAGCAGGAGGAAUUUAACAGGACUUUGGCGAACGUCCUCCCAUAUCCGUAAUGGCUUCGCCCCCUGCCGCCGGCCCCCUCUCUCGGAGAAUGGGCCAUGGAAGAGCUAAGUCAUGAGGCUUUGCGCU
Messenger RNA from Prorocentrum cordatum, 4320 nucleotides. NCBI's taxonomy places the organism in Eukaryota, Dinophyceae, Prorocentrales, Prorocentraceae. The record is from the annotation of a GenBank genome assembly.